AUGGCAGAUGCAAGUAGUGCACGUCGAAGAAGAGAUGAAUGGAAGGGAUAUGUACAUGUAUGUACAUCUGUCGGCGUUUGUGUGAACAAGGACCACUGGGUAAGGACGGUCGUGGCGAAGAUCACUGUGGCCCGCGCGAACAAGAUAGACGACGAGGAAAAGAAACAGACAGAGGGUGAAUGGAGGGUUAGUAUGAUCAGGACGAGAGAAAUCGAGCUCGGAAGUCGCUUGAGUCAAGACAAAUGUGGAGAGAUUCCGGAGCUCGAUAUAAAGAAAGAUUGGAGCUCUGAUGUGAUGCGAUAG
Puccinia graminis f. sp. tritici CRL 75-36-700-3 is the source of this 303-nucleotide messenger RNA. RefSeq lists its product as uncharacterized. The coding region runs from base 1 to 303 and encodes 100 amino acids. NCBI's taxonomy places the organism in Eukaryota, Fungi, Basidiomycota, Pucciniomycetes, Pucciniales, Pucciniaceae. The transcript is spliced from 2 exons. The record is from RefSeq and is a predicted model, not a curated record.